AAUCAAGAACAGAAUGGCCAUUUUCUAGCAAGGGAUCCUGCAUGACGUAUGACUGUUUUCUGGCUGAAGUCGUGGAGGACCAGUAGAGAGAGCAGAAUUGGAGCUGACAACUCUACAUCUUGGAGGAGGCUGUGAUCUAGUGUAGUGCAGAACAGAAGCACUCAAUCACUGCAGCUGUAAAGAGGCAGGGAAACAAAUCCACUGCACAGGAAGACACAAGAAAGUGUUUGUUGGUGGGGGAAUUAAAAGGCAUUUUUGGUGUAUGGGAUGAAGCCAGCCAUGGAAACUGCAGCAGAGGAAACAACAGAACAAAGCCAAGAGAGAAAAGUGAACAGCAGCAGACAAGAAAUGGAAAUUGGCAGGUACCACUGGAUGUACGGGAGUUCAAGGCCACAGCAAGUGCCAACAAUGAGCGGCAGUAUGAGUCCCUUGGGUACUGGAGGUUGCUUUGAAUGCUGCAUUAAGUGCUUGGGAGGAGUUCCAUAUGCUUCAUUGGUGGCAACCAUUCUGUGCUUUUCUGGAGUGGCCCUCUUCUGCGGUUGUGGUCAUGUGGCCCUCACUGGCACCGUAUCCAUCCUUGAACAACACUUCUCCUCAAAUGCCAGUGACCAUGCUCUUCUUACUGAAGUAAUCCAGUUAAUGCAGUAUGUGAUCUACGGAAUUGCUUCCUUCUUUUUCCUGUAUGGAAUCAUUCUGCUGGCAGAGGGUUUCUACACUACCAGUGCAGUGAAGGAAAUGCACAGUGAAUUUAAAACCACAGCCUGUGGGCGAUGCAUUAGUGGAAUGUUUGUGUUUCUCACAUACAUCUUGGGGGUGGCCUGGCUUGGAGUGUUCGGCUUUUCUGCUGUUCCUGUCUUCAUGUUUUACAACAUCUGGUCAUCUUGUGAAGUUCUCAAAGGACUGCCUGUAAACUAUACUACUACCGCGGAACAGAUAUGUGUGGACAUCCGGCAGUAUGGUAUUAUUCCAUGGAAUGCCUUGCCUGGAAAAGCUUGUGGCACAGCACUGGGAAACAUCUGCAGUACCAAUGAGUUUUACAUGUCCUACCACCUUUUUAUUGUGGCCUGUGCAGGGGCAGGUGCUACUGUUAUUGCACUGAUCCACUUCCUCAUGAUUCUGGCUUCUAAUUGGGCCUACUUAAAGGAUGCGAGCAAAAUGCAGGCCUACCAAGACAUUAAAGCUAAAGAAGAACAAGAACUUCAAGACAUCCAGUCACGGUCAAAAGAACAACUCAAUUCUUACACAUAAAACCUAAACCGUGAAUGGAAUGAAAAGUAGCCCUUAUGAUUAAUCGAUUAAUGCAGAUGUGUACCAGUAAAAAACCUGAAUGAACCACCGGGCGCUAUUUUAUACGGUUUUAAAACUGCAGCAAGUUAAAUAUUUUCUAUCCCCCUCCAUACUUUUGAUCUCAGGCUUUUUAAAAUGAAGCACUUUAUAAGGUAUCAGUGUUUUCUCUCCCAGUGGAAUACUCAUUUCCUUAAUGGAGGGAGCAGGUGUAGCGAGGCAGCGGGUUCAUACAUCAAGUACUUGCAUCUAUCAUGUUAUUUCCAUUAUCUUCAGGUUCAUGUUAGAUUUCUAUAAAGUGUUGCCAUUUUGAAAUGAAUUGAUGGCCCAAAAACAUUUCUACAUAGAAUACUGAUCCAUUCAGAACUGCUCAAGAAAGGAGUGGAAGUGUAGUAAACUUCUACUGAGCAUCAGGGACACCCAUGUAUGUUCGGUUCAGUUAUUUCCCCCAUCCUUUUCCAUCUUAAAAAUAUCCACAAACUAUAGACACAGGCAAUUUGUGCAUAUUACUUUAGUAAACCCACACAUAUUUGUUUAGUUUACAAAAUGGCUAAGACCUCAUUCACGCAACCAGAUUGUAGGUCCUAUGUUUCUGCCAAAAGAGCACACAGAGGCCUCAAGGCUAGUCAUGUAUACAAGGCCCAACACCUUUAAAAAGGAGGACUACAUUCAUGGUGAAUGGGGAAGGGAUACCUGUACAGCUAAUAAAAUAGCUGCCUGCAUUUUGUAUUUAGAUGAUGGGUCCAAGUGAACACAUCUCAAUUAAUAGUGUUAGUCUUAGGUAAUUAUGAUCAACAAAAUGACAGUGGUGCGUUGACUAUAUAGUAUUACAUUGUUGCUGUAGGUCAUUCCUAUUUCUGUAGUUGAUCGUGAUUUUUUGUUUUUGUUUUGACAGUUGCACUUCCAAAAUACUUAAAAAAAAAUUUAAAAAAAUUAAAAGAAACAAAAAAAUCCAUACAAAUGUGAACUGUAGGCGGUACAUAUAUAGAUAAUAAUGUCCAGUCUACUUGACCUAAAGAUAUUAAUUGUUGCAAUGUUAACAGACAGUGUUCAGGUAUUUUGUUUGGUUCCAAUCCUGAAAGGAUUUUUUUUUUAACUUCAUAAUUGAGCCGUAUAUUGUACUUAGAAAAAUGUUACCAUAAUAGCCUAGCUUUUUGUUGAAGCCAAUGCAUGGAAAACUCGUAAUUCUUUCUACUGCAAUGCAGGUGAUUGUGCUAGCCCAGUGUCCUAAUGGAUAACGAAGGCAAUGUCUUAAUAUUUUUUUUCUAUUCUGUGUAGUUGACUAAAGUUUCCUUUUUGAGAUCCUGUUUAGUGUAAUUAUUUUUAUGUAAAAAAAAGCAUUUACCUUUUGCUAUGUAUAAAUUUUUGUAACCUAACAGUGAAUCAAUAUUUUCUAUCAGUGCCAAGGGCUUCCUGUAGUUAUAUCCAAGUGUUAUAAUAAAUAUUUGUAGAUAAAACGCC
Hyla sarda is the source of this 2745-nucleotide messenger RNA. RefSeq names its product glycoprotein M6B (gene GPM6B). Gene Ontology annotation, cellular component: myelin sheath; plasma membrane. The record is from RefSeq and is a predicted model, not a curated record. Gene Ontology annotation, molecular function: structural constituent of myelin sheath. The coding region runs from base 268 to 1248 and encodes 326 amino acids. Gene Ontology annotation, biological process: central nervous system myelination; axon development. The transcript is spliced from 8 exons. NCBI's taxonomy places the organism in Eukaryota, Metazoa, Chordata, Amphibia, Anura, Hylidae.